AGUUGGCAAAGCAUUCUAGCAGUUGUAGUAAAUGACGCCAUAAUGCAUAUCGCUUAUUGACUGACAUGGCAAAUUUCGCUGAAUAAGGCUGAAACUGGUUAAAUCCUCAAAUCAAAGAACAGCAACGAAAGAAAAUGGUCCUCGGCUGGCAAAACAUCACUUUGGCGACAGUCUUUUCGGUUCUUCUUGUCGCCAACAUUGUUUUAAAUUUCCUGGUAUUUCUAGCCGUCCACAAAACACUAUAUCUCAAGACACCGAUGAACUAUUUAAUAGCAAAUUUAGCACUGUGUGACAUUCUUAUAGGGUUGUUUAUCUUCCCGCGACAUGUUAUUGACAAAGCGUUUAGUCACCCUGGAGGGGAGGUAGGGAAUUAUCUCUGUAAGUUGCUAACAGGUGGAGGGUUUCUCUGGACAAGCGUCACUGCAUCCGGGUUCUUCUUUACAGCGAUCGCCGUCGAGCGCUACGUUGGGGUAGUGUAUCCAGACUCCACUCGGCUCAGAAUAAAAAAUCGUGGCGUCAAGAAACUCGCAGUUUUGCUUUGGAUAUUCGCUUUUACUUUUAACUGUCCAAGCUCGUUGUCAAUGAGAUACGACGAGACAAAUGAUUUCUGCCUGGAAAGCUGGCCGGAUUGGUUCUCCCCUAAAGUAUACGUCACAGCAGUUUUUCUCAGUGGCACCAGUUCCGUGUUCUUCAUCCACGUCCUUUUUCGCGUUCGCACGCGAAUAACUGUUAUGCUUGCAUUAAUGGCAAUUGUACUUACAAUAUGUCGCACACCGAACUAUGUGUUCUAUCUCAUGACAUACUUUAAUGCCGAUUUCGUGUAUGGUUCGUAUGUGUAUAAACUUACAGUUAUUCUGAUACUGGCCAAUUCUCUAUCUCAUCCUCUCUUGAUCCUCUGGCAGAUGCGCACGAUUCGACGAGCAGUCUCAAAGAUCUUUAAAGGAAUGCGCACGUGCUGUGGUUGAGAGGUGCUUAAUGCUGCGCAAGAAACGAAAUCAUUUGACCGGUGUUGCACGUUCACACUGUGCUUCCCCUGCCUGUACAGUCCUGCUAGAGAAUGUAAUUUGUGACAAACGAGGAACGAGUUUGGGAUAAAUUAAUAUUUUGCCGGCACGCGCCCUUAUGCACGUGCAACUGCAGCGUGUGUCCUUAGGGAGAACAGAGUAUAUAAGUAGGUUAUAAGUGUGAGAACGUUGUCUAAGGUCAGCCACGCAACACAAGCCAAGUUCGGUUUAGAAGUCAGCACUACUCAGGAAGAAAUGAAUGARGACAGAGUUCGACAAAUUGUUCAGGCCAGCCAGAACGAGAUCCUCGACCAAAUGCGACAUAUAGCUGCAUCUGUGAUAGAUCUGAAGAGAUCAAACGAAGAAUCAUCGACUCAACAGCUUCAACAGAUAAAGAAGAUCCGUCGCGAAAGCCAGCCUACGUUCAAAAAGAAGAGCAACGAAGACCAAUAUAAAACAAACAAGUCAGUUUUAGAGACCAUCGAAGAUGCACAAGCAGCAGUCGUGGCAAAAGACUUGGAAAAAGU
This is a messenger RNA of Exaiptasia diaphana, 1531 nucleotides long. Its product is annotated as neuromedin-U receptor 2. Gene Ontology annotation, cellular component: membrane. Lineage: Eukaryota; Metazoa; Cnidaria; Anthozoa; Actiniaria; Aiptasiidae. Gene Ontology annotation, molecular function: G protein-coupled receptor activity. The transcript is spliced from 3 exons. The record is from RefSeq and is a predicted model, not a curated record. Gene Ontology annotation, biological process: G protein-coupled receptor signaling pathway. Bases 135 to 965 code for a protein of 276 amino acids.